This is a messenger RNA of Artibeus jamaicensis (Jamaican fruit-eating bat), 333 nucleotides long. RefSeq names its product eukaryotic translation initiation factor 1-like. Gene Ontology annotation, cellular component: eukaryotic 43S preinitiation complex. The record is from RefSeq and is a predicted model, not a curated record. NCBI's taxonomy places the organism in Eukaryota, Metazoa, Chordata, Mammalia, Chiroptera, Phyllostomidae. Gene Ontology annotation, biological process: translational initiation. Gene Ontology annotation, molecular function: ribosomal small subunit binding; RNA binding; translation initiation factor activity.
AUGUCUGCUAUCCAGAACCUCCACUCUUUCUACCCCUUUGCUGAUGCAGGUAAGGGUGAUGACAGUGCUGGCACUUAGGAUUGUAUCCAUAUAAGAAUUCAACAGAGAAACAGCAGGAAGACCCUUACUACUGUCCGAGGGAUUGCUGAUAAUUAUGAUAAAAGGAAAUUAGUGAAGGCGUUUAAGAAAUUUGCCUGCAGUGGUACUGUAAUGGAGCAUCCAGAGUAUAGAGAAUUACUUCAGUUACAGGGUGACCCGCACAAGAACAUAUGCCAGUUGCUGGUAGAGAUUGGACUGGCUAAGGGCGGCCAGCUGAAGGUUCAUGGUUUUUAA